CCAACCAUGGUUUCUACCUUGCUCUCCUUGAGUGUCUCCCAUCUGGUCCUGUGGGCUACUGGAUUGAUCUUGGUCUUAGGCUUCCUCAAGCUCAUCCGUCUGCUGUUGCAGAGACAGAUGCUGGCCAGGGCUAUGGACAGUUUCCCAGGGCCCCCCAUGCACUGGCUCUUCGGACAUGCCCAGGAGAUCCAGCAGACGGGGAGCCUGGACAAGGUGGUGACCUGGGCCCACCAGUACGAUUAUGCCCACCCACUCUGGCUUGGACCGUUCCUUGGCUUCCUGAACAUCUAUGAGCCGGACUAUGCCAAAGCUGUGUACAGCCGAGGGGAUCCGAAGGCUGCAGAUGUGUAUGACUUCUUUCUGCCGUGGAUUGGGAAAGGCCUCCUGGUCCUCCAGGGGCCCAAGUGGUAUCAGCACCGCAAGCUGCUCACACCUGGCUUCCACUAUGAUGUGCUGAAAUCCUACGUGGCUGUGUUCACCAACUCCACACACGCUAUGCUGGACAAGUGGGAGGAAAAGGCUCGUGAGGAUAAGAGCUUUGACAUCUUCUGUGACGUGGGCUACAUGGCACUGGACUCCCUCAUGAAGUGCACCUUUGGCAAAGGAGACAGCAGUCUGGGCCACAGGGAAAGUAGCUACUACUCGGCUGUCCGCGAUCUCACUCUGCUGAUGCAGGAGCGCAUCGAGUCCUUCCAGUACCAUAACGACUUCAUCUACUGGCUCACCCCACAUGGCCGCCGCUUCCUGCGGGCCUGCCAGGCAGCCCACGACCACACAGACCAAGUCAUCAGGGAACGAAAGGCAGCCCUGCAGGAUGAGAAAGAGCAGGAGAAGAUCCAGAACCGGAGGCACCUGGACUUCUUGGACAUUCUCCUGGGGGCUCGGGAUGAAAAUGGGAUCAAGUUGUCAGACGCAGACCUCCGGGCUGAGGUAGACACAUUCAUGUUUGAAGGCCAUGACACCACCACCAGUGGCAUUUCCUGGUUUCUCUACUGCAUGGCUCUCUACCCCCAGCACCAGCAUCGUUGUCGGGAGGAGGUCUGCGAAAUCCUUGGGGACCGGGAUUCCUUCCAGUGGGAUGAUCUGGUGAAGAUGACCUACUUGACCAUGUGCAUCAAGGAAAGCUUCCGCCUCUACCCACCAGUGCCCCAGGUAUACCGCCAGCUCAGCAAGCCUGUCAACUUUGUGGAUGGCCGUUCCCUACCUGCAGGCAGCCUGAUCUCUCUGCACAUCUAUGCCCUCCAUAGGAACAGCGCAGUGUGGCCUGACCCUGAGGUCUUUGACCCUCUGCGUUUUUCCUCUGAGAAUGUGGCCAGACGCCACCCCUUUGCCUUCAUGCCCUUCUCUGCUGGGCCCAGGAACUGCAUUGGGCAGCAGUUUGCUAUGAAUGAGAUGAAGGUGGUCACAGCUCUCUGCUUGCUCCGCUUUGAGUUCACCCUGGACCCCCUGCAGCUUCCUGUCAAGAUGCCCCAGCUGAUCCUGCGCUCCAAGAAUGGCAUCCACCUCUGCCUGAAGUCGCUACGCCUGGGCUCUGGGAAGUAGCUCUGCUGAGAGCAGGGUCCCAGGCAGCCCAGAGACUGUGGCUCUCCCUGGAUACUACCCUCCUCAGGCUGGACUGUAGAAUAGCUGUGGCUCUCUGUCUUGGGAGGCUUGUAGUUUAGAAGGCAAGCAGGCACCCACAUAAACAAUCUCCCGGAGGGCAGUGCCAUGCAGGCAUAUGUGUCCAGAAAUGCUUAGUAUAUAUGUAUUCUAGAGCUCAUUCAUUUAUUCAGCAAACAUAUGGUGAACACCUACUUGUUUCUGGAAUCUUCCUUUAUCUCCUAUAAUUGGCAAUAUUUCUAGAAUGUAGCAGAAACUUAUAUGCCAGUUGUGGUGACACAAUGAAUACAAUGGAAGCUGUGUCUUGGGCUUCAUGAUUAUGAUCAGUCCCUCAUGUACUCCCUAUGAAAGAGGGAUGGCUUUUGGGCUUUCCCCUUCACUGAGAUAUAUGUCUCUGCUUAACUGUGUUUGUGCAUGUGUGUAAUAUAACAGACAUAAAGACAAAUUGGGUAAACAAAAUGGUACAGGGGCACCUGGGUGGCUCCGUUGGCUAAGCCUUUGGCUUAGGUCCUGAUCCCAGGGCCCUGGGAUGGAGCCCUGUAUCAGGCUCCCUGCCUAGUGGGGAGCCUGCUUCUCCCUCUCCCUCUGCUGCUCCCCCUGCUUGUUCUCUCUCUCUGUCAAAUAAAUAAAACAUUUAAACAAACAAACAAAAAUGUACAAGACAAUGAAUUUCUAAAGUAAAUUCCCAGGUAACCACCAGUAAAAUCAAGGAAUUUGGAAUAUGUUUUUCCAGGUGAAUCUUCUACCCCUCCUGAGACAGGUCUCUGUAGCUCUCCUACUACCGUCAGCAUCCAUGCCACAGUCACUCAGUGAUCUGAGCGCUCAGGCUUUUGUUGAGAAAGGUGGCAGAGUGGCAUUCAAGGGGGGUUUCCUGGAAGAGAUAGUGCUUGAAUCAAACCUUGAGGUAUAAAGGUGCCGAGAAUGACUUUAGGGGAAGGCUUUGGGCUGGGGCCACAUGACAGAUUAGAGAUUCUUCACUGUAGUCCCUGCAGCAUGUACCUCUAGAGUUCAAGGUCUAAGGCCACUAGUGGGUUCUAAUCCAGGAAUUAGACAACAGUGGAAGGGAGGACACUGGAGACUAAGGGGAAGGAUCAGAGAGAGGAAUUCUAGCUCUGGGACUUGGGGAUAUCUCUGUUGCCCUGGGGACGUACCAUCUGGAGACACAUCCUUCCUGCUAUUCAUCCUUUCCCUCUUAGAAGAAGACCACAGCCUUGGAAGGUUGGCUAUGGGCCACCUGCUCACUCCUGCAAAGCCCCGUCAGGACCCAGACCUUCUUGCCCACCUGAGGCUGGGAUACAGAGACCUCAGCCAGGGUGUCACCCAUGCCACCAACUUCCCUCUCUGUCCUGCCCCUGGACAGAUCUUUCUCCAUGCCAGCAGAGGAAUGUGGCAGUAGUUAUCACCUGCGAGCAGAACCCAGAGGUCAUAACCAACUGUGGCCAAUGGGUGGUACUCAAGUUUAAGACUUACCUACUUUCAUUACCUCUGGAUUAUCAGGAGAUUUAUGAGGCAGGAUUUACCCUACUUCAAUGUCAGAGGAAGGAAACUGCCAAGA
Molecule: messenger RNA, 3154 nt
Organism: Nyctereutes procyonoides (raccoon dog)
Lineage: Eukaryota; Metazoa; Chordata; Mammalia; Carnivora; Canidae
Product: cytochrome P450 4B1
Exons: 12
Coding region: 7-1542 (511 amino acids)
Molecular function (GO): oxidoreductase activity, acting on paired donors, with incorporation or reduction of molecular oxygen; iron ion binding; heme binding
Source: RefSeq, a predicted model, not a curated record